This is a messenger RNA of Suhomyces tanzawaensis NRRL Y-17324, 2112 nucleotides long. RefSeq names its product mRNA splicing protein. Gene Ontology annotation, cellular component: U2-type post-mRNA release spliceosomal complex. The record is from RefSeq and is a predicted model, not a curated record. Lineage: Eukaryota; Fungi; Ascomycota; Pichiomycetes; Serinales; Debaryomycetaceae. Gene Ontology annotation, molecular function: nucleic acid binding. The coding region runs from base 1 to 2112 and encodes 703 amino acids. The transcript has a single exon. Gene Ontology annotation, biological process: spliceosomal complex disassembly.
AUGGCAUAUGGAGGCGGUCUAGCGUUCACCAAGGGAGCUGGUUCGAGUAAGGACGACGCUUCUGCAGGGAGUCCCCCAUCCACGGUGAAGAAUGGUGGCAGUAUGAGAAUGGCUGCAUUCCAUGAUGAGUACGAAGAUGAACUUGAUGAGGAAGAAGAUAACGCAGAGGAAGAGGUGACUCAACGGACGUCAAUGAGCCAACCAUCUUGGCUUAAUCCUUCCCAAUCCUCGAACAUACAGAAAUAUGGUAUAGGGGCCAAGUUGAUGAUGAAGAUGGGUUACCAAGAGGGAAAAGGUUUGGGAGUCAAAAAUGAAGGUAUUGUACAGCCAAUUGAAACCAAAUUGCUUCCUAAGGGACUCGGAGUUGGAGCAUUUAGUACCCAUGAGCAGGAGGUCAAGCUGGAUGUGGAUUCAAGCGAUGACGAAGACAAAGCUCCAAAAGUGUCGUUAUUCGAAAUCAUAGAGGAAUUACAAGGCAAAGGCAUUGAUGUGCCCUUGAAGUACAAGAUCCUCUCCGAUGAAAAAGAUAGACGUGAUGACGAAGAAUUACGCAAGGCGUUUGCCAAACUUACACGAAUAAGCCAGGAGUGGACAGAGGCAGAUACGCUGGAACAGUUUUUGAAUUACCAGCUUGAGGCAGGAACGAAGACAGCCGAAAAGAACAAAAGAGACUUGGAGUCUGCUGAGAGAGUAUUGUCAUUGCUCCAGUCCAAAGCAGUGUCCCAAAUGCUCGAGAUUGAUGAUGCCACGGAAUCAAUAGAAGCCACCACCACGAUAUUGACCAGCUUGGUCUCUGAGCCGUACAGAGACUUCACAUCCAUUAAAAGCGUUUUUGCUUCCAUUGUUGGGUCAUGUUUACCCAAGCUAUUCCAGGGAGAUAUCGAGUCUACUUCCAACGAGAACAGUCUACUAAUUACAACCUUAUCUUCAUGGUCGUUCUUGUAUAGAGAACUUACGAUCACAACCGACAACAGCAUGGACCCAUUUGAUUCUGUGGUCUACUGUGCUUUAUCCGAGAAAAUGCAACAGUUUCUUGCUUCGAAAGAACCGGAUGAAGAACACCUUAUAGACAACCUCAACUUAUUGCAGACUUGGUUGCAUGCCCCCAUUUUUGUGAAUCCCGAGGUUGCUAUUCAAGUCAAAUUCACCCGAGAAGUGAUUUCCCCUUACUUCACAACCCAGAUCGAGAAAUGGUAUCCUGACAAAAGAUAUGCAUUUUCCCCGACUUUCAUCAUAGAUUUCAUUUUGCUCCUCUGUCCGGAGAAUGCCAUAGAGUUUCAAGAGGUGUUGCAAUUGAUACUACAAAAAUACUUGAGAUUCGUGGAUAUAGGCUCCGACAAAUCACUCUGGAGAGUCACCGAUACCGAGAUGGUGAGAAGCGAGCUUGGUACUCUAAUGGAGGUUUGGUCUAAAGUGUUCGACCAGUAUCUUGGGCCAGAAAAGUUCUACAAUAUCAAGGACGUAUUGACGUCUUCACUCCUUGAAUUUCUCAAUAGCUGGACUAUUGGCGAGGAGAAAGACCUACAGAGGGUGCUUCAGAUCGGAGCGAGUGGGAUUAUGGGCCAGAAUGACUUCGAGAUUAUCCUCCAAUUUCAAGUGUUCAAUCCAUGGGUUAGUACCUUGGGAACGAAGUGUAAAGAGAAUAAGAUCCAGGUACAAGAAUAUUUCCGUCGGUGGUUCGACUUAUGGAGUAAGAGCCACUGGAAGCAGCACCCUUUAGUGCUUUGGUAUUUCAACACGGCAUUGGAUCACAUCGAGACAUCUGCUCCCAUGAUUCUACCUACGCUCAUGGGCUCUUCUGCACCAACCACCAACGAAAUACGCAAAUUUAUCGACAGAGAAGUAACUGAGGCUGCUAGUACCAUCAACGUCAACGGGAUUCCCUCCUAUAAGCUCGUUACAUCCUUCAAAGAUGUGGUCAGUGCAUAUUGUACCUCGCACGGGUUUUUAUUCAGUUCUACCAACGAGUUCCACCCGACGUUGGGUCACCCACUUCACCGCAUCCAGCUCGCCAGCUUUAAGGCAUGGGCGUUCAUCCAUGAAGACGUGCUCUGGAUUUGCAGGUCUUAUGACGGAGACUAUACUCCCAUUUCCCUCGAGCAGCUUGAGUGA